CCAGUCAGUAUGGAUUGUUGGCUCGCCAGUUUCAUAACAUCUUUAGCUGUUGCCUUGUUGGUAUAGAUGGCUGGUCCACUAGUCAGUGGAAGUAGUCUUUCUUCCGUUACGGAACUGGCAACCCAACCGUAAUGUGAUGGUGUGCAUUCCUCCUUCCCCUGGCCGCGGCUUGGCUUCGGGUCUCCUCAUCGAGUCCAACUCGAAAGGCUCCACUGCUCCAGGCGCUUCGCUCCAGCAGCUGACGACAUGGCCUCGCCGGCGAGCGGCGAUUCCGAUCAGGUACUGGUGGAAGCAAAUGGCUCUACACGGACAUUGGUUUUGAAUAGGCCAAAGCAGUUAAAUGCUCUCUCCUCUGCAAUGGUUACAGGACUUCUGAAAUGUUUCAUUUCUUAUGAGGAAGAAACCACGGUUAAACUGUUGAUUGUCAAGGGGAAAGGAAGAGCAUUUUGUGCUGGAGGUGAUGUUGCUGAAGUCGCCCAAUCUAUAAAUAAUGAUACCUGGAAAUAUGGUGCUGAUUUUUUCCGUACUGAAUUUUUGUUAAACUAUAUCAUUGCAACUUAUAGCAAACCACAGGUUUCUCUACUUACUGGAAUUGUCAUGGGUGGAGGGGCUGGUGUUUCUAUACAUGGAAGGUUUCGGGUUGCCACAGAGAACACGGUUUUUGCAAUGCCGGAAACAGCACUGGGACUCUUUCCUGAUAUAGGGGCUUCUUAUUUUCUUUCUAGACUACCUGGGUUCUAUGGAGAGUAUGUUGGCCUUACUGGUGCAAGAUUGGAUGGUGCAGAAAUGCUUGCAUGUGGCCUGGCAACUCAUUUUGUCCCUUUGAACAGGAUGUCACUGCUUGAAGAAUCACUUAAAAAGGUGGAUACUUCUGAUCCAUUUGCUAUAUGUGGAAUUAUUGAUCAAUUUUCACAACAGCCAUCUGUGAAAGGAAGUAGUGCUAUGAAUAGGAUGGAAAUCAUCAACAGAUGCUUCUCCAAAAGAACAGUCGAAGAAAUCAUAUCCGCUCUUGAACAAGAAGCUCCACGUGUGACCAAUAAAUUGGUUACUGCUGCAAUCCAGUCAUUGCGGAAGGCUUCUCCUACGAGUCUGAAAAUCUCUCUCGCAUCGAUAAGAGAAGGGAGGCUGCAAACUGUUGGUGAGUGCUUGCGCCGAGAAUAUAGAAUGGUUUGCCAUGUGAUGCGCGGUGACUUCAGCAGAGACUUCUUUGAGGGAUGCAGGGCGAUACUUGUAGAUAAAGAUCGAAACCCAAAGUGGAUGCCGCCAACUCUGGAUCAAGUGCACGACGGGGUAGUUGGAAAAUAUUUCUCCAAGGUCGAUGAUCCAGAGUGGGAAGAUUUGAACCUACCAACUAGGUCUUCCCAUGAAAGAAGAAUUGUGCCCAAGCUCUGAUGGAAGUCUCAUGCGGAGGAUUCAGAUGAAGCCUCGACGGGUGCUCGUGAGUAAAACGUAUAUGUCUUGAACGAAUCCAUAGACAUAACUGAUGGAAUAAAUCGGAAGUACAUCUUGUAGAUAGAUUAACUGUUAUUACCACACAAAUUUCUUUAUACCAGUUAUACUAGUAUAAUAGAAGGAAGUUGUAAGUGUUAGUGAUAUAA
Aegilops tauschii subsp. strangulata is the source of this 1598-nucleotide messenger RNA. Its product is annotated as 3-hydroxyisobutyryl-CoA hydrolase 1. Gene Ontology annotation, molecular function: 3-hydroxyisobutyryl-CoA hydrolase activity. Lineage: Eukaryota; Viridiplantae; Streptophyta; Magnoliopsida; Poales; Poaceae. The record is from RefSeq and is a predicted model, not a curated record. Gene Ontology annotation, biological process: L-valine catabolic process.